AUGGCUUCCUCGCACUCCUCCGCCGCCCCGCCGCGAGCCAGGCACGGCUCGGUCUCCAGCAGCCCAGCAGCCCUCGCCCCAGCCCCCCGGCUCAGCACGAGCAGCUCGCUGGCCAGUGCCCGGAGCAGCACCACCUCCCCCGCCCUCACCCCGUUCAGCUCCUCCCACAUGGAAUCCACCGUCACCCGGCUGCUCGUCGCCACCAAGCAGCUGCUCGAGUCGCUCACCGACUGGUCCCAGGGCAAGAUCGACGAGGGCGGCGUCUCGGACAUCUACGUCCGCCUCGGGAACGAGUUCAACGCCGCCAGCCUGGCCUUCACCAAGGAGGGCAUCAACAUGAGCGAUCUCAACUCGGUCCCAGACGAUCUGCGCACCUGUCUCGAGGCCGCCCUGUCCGAGGAAGCCAGCCCGACCACCCUUGACCAGCACCUCCCCCAGAUCCGCCAGAUCGUCGUCCAUCUCCUCCAGGGCCUCAAGGUCAAGCAGGCCAAGUGGCGCGCCGCCAAGCGCCAGCACGAGCACGAGGCCUCCUCCUAUACCUCCACCCGCCCGGGCUCGCUCCGCGACCAUCCCAAUCCGCCCGACAGGCCCCCGCUGCCUCACCCUUCCAUCCGCAGCGGGCCUCGCUCGUUGAAUGCCGCCAGGAGCAGAGAAGAUCUCCGCAGGGUCGCCGUCGUUUCCACCUCCUCACACAGCGACCACCAUCGCUCUCAGCCCAUACAUGCACCCAGCCCCGGCCCCAGCAGCAGCAGUACCACCCACCCAUUCUCCCGCUCCGUAGGGCCCUUAGACCAUCCUAGCACCACCACCACCACCACCACCACCACCAAAUCAAACGACCCCUUACCUGGUACCAGAAGCUCCUACGACAAUCCAUCCGCCGGCCCACCCGUCCCUUCCAAAUCACGCAUGUCUCCCGUCAGCCGUGCCGUCCGGUCCGUUAACGAUUUCUCCGAACGCCUCCGAGGUAACAACAAAGUCUCCCCCCCGCCGCCCGCCCCGCCCCCACCACCCCCAAUACCCCCUCAGUUCGACCCCUCCAUCCCCCGCUCACAUCGACCCGAUCAUAUCCCUGCACCUCGAUCUCCACGCUCAGAAUCCUCAAAUCAGGCCCAAGCAUCAUCGCUCGAGGCCUUGCGAAAGGCGGACAUGCUCCAGAGACGAGCCUCAAAACGAUUCUCAACUUACACCUACAACAAAAUCGCUGCAACCGCCUCGCCCCACAAACGAUCCGGCGAAUCCCAAAACAACUUGGUCCCCAAUGUGCCCGCCUUGCCACGCUCGCCCAUCAGCAUGAACUUCUUACUCCCCCGCGACGAUGUGGAAUCGGCCCGCGAAACCAGCCAAGCGGGCAGAGAGCUACUCAGAGCAUCCAGCAGUCAAAGGUCGCACGAUGGUCAAUCAGUAUCGGACAAGUUGGGCUCCGGCUCUCGGCCAGGCUCACGUGCUACAGAGGUGGAAGAUUCAUUUGACCAAGCCAAAGAUCACAUUUCCACAAUAGCUGAGGAAACACAGCAGAGUAUACGCAUCAACCCAAUGACACCAGAGUCCUCAAACACCUUCUCCAACUUGAUAUUAACACCACCACAUCACAAGAAGCAUGUUGGCUCUUCGGCGAACCUGGCUGAUCAGUCAUGCACGGUUUUCCUACAGCUGGGGCGGGAUGUAAAGAAAGCCAAGCUGGAUUCGACACCGACGAUCGCCUCCUUGAGAGUCUUGUUCAUGGAUCGCUUCCAGUUCAAUCCCGGAUCAGACAACUUCCCUGAGAUCUAUCUCAGAGAUCCCCAGAGUGGAAUUCAGUACCAACUGGAAGACAUGAGCGAGGUUAAGGAUCGAGUAGUUUUAAGCCUAAAUAUUGAUGCACUGGACCAAGUGAAGACCCACAUAGAUUCCGGACUAUCGACUCUGGCCAGGGAAAUCAAAGACUUGAAAUCGACUAUCACCACCCUCCGUCGACAAUCCGUCCCACCUCCACCAGUAUCAACUGUGACCGUCUUGAAAGCCAGCAGUCGUCCUUCGACACCUAUUCAGCCGGCUACUGAUAGCCAAUUCAAACAAACUGCCCGUCAAGUCAUGAAGUCCACUGAGAGCAGCGCGAUACUAAACACCCAAAAAGCCGAGCAACUCGGUGAAUCCAGCUCCCCCCGACCGCCCAACUCGGCGAGCAGUUCAUCUGAUUUGAGGCUACAGCAACUCAACGGAACGUUCAAGAACCAGUACGGCGAAGUACAGGCGCUGCGACGGGACCUGGGGAUCCUGAGGCAGCUCUAUGGGACCUUUACGGGAGAGACGAAGAGUUUGUUGGCUGGCCUUCGUUCUCAAGCCGAAGCUGUCAAGCAAGCCGCAACUGCCAAAGUGGCAUCCUCACGGACAUUCAUCGACGCGGGUAAGGUGAAGCUCGAGAGUCAGAGUCAAGACUUGGUGACCAAGGUCGAGUCGCUACAAGACACUGUUGAAGAUCUCAAGCAGGACGUCACAACUCGGAAGAUGAAGCCCAAGCCAUCGGCGAUGGCCACCGUCUCUCAGUCGAUCCAGACCGUCAAGGCCGAGCUGGAACAACUGACGAACCACAUCACUACGAUCAAGCCGGCAUGGAAGAAGUCGUGGGAAGAUGAGCUGCAGAACAUCGUGGACGAACAACAGCUACUGAACUACCAGGAAGAUCUGAUCAAGGACCUCAAGGAAGAUCUCGAGGCGGUAUCGAAUCUGUUUGGCCACGUGGAGCACUAUCUGGAUGCACGCAAGGUGUCGAAGGUCAAGCCGAAAGAGUUUAUCCCCAUCCUCAGUCCGACCUCGGCCGGAGGACUAAUGACGGAUCCGAGGGGAGGGUUAGAGACGGUAUUGAUGCAAGUCAAAGGACUCGAGCCGAACCAGGAGAGCCGGCUGAAAGCGAUCGAGGCGGCCGAGAAGCUCCGGGCCAAGAACCUGACGGAAGUGCAGAAGGACAACGAGUUCGCCCAAGAGCUCGCGGGCUUUGUGGGCAACAAGAAGCUGAAGAUGACCGGCGGGCACGAGGAGAUCGAGCGGCUGCGGAAGAUCAAGUCCGAGGCCACGUUGAAAGCUAUCGCCGGCACGAGGCCGGCCCCCGACGCCCAGCCGCUCGACGUGCUCCCCGAGCCCGCGCCCCCCAGCCCCCCCGCCCCCGCGCCGACCGCCGCGCCCUCGGCUGAUCCCCCCGACCCCUCCGCCCCGCUCGCGUCCCCGUCUGGCGAAGAGCCUCCGGACACCGCCGCCCCGCCCGGCCCGACAUCCCCCGCGACUACGGACGCCGGGCCCGCGGACUCCUUUGAUCUCUCAUACUUCCAAAACCUUCUCUGCAGCAAGAGGUAA
Molecule: messenger RNA, 3330 nt
Organism: Puccinia triticina
Lineage: Eukaryota; Fungi; Basidiomycota; Pucciniomycetes; Pucciniales; Pucciniaceae
Exons: 7
Coding region: 1-3330 (1109 amino acids)
Biological process (GO): establishment of cell polarity
Cellular component (GO): cytoplasm; cell tip
Molecular function (GO): cytoskeletal regulatory protein binding
Source: RefSeq, a predicted model, not a curated record